Messenger RNA from Dicentrarchus labrax (European seabass), 7096 nucleotides. RefSeq names its product SLIT-ROBO Rho GTPase activating protein 3 (gene srgap3). Lineage: Eukaryota; Metazoa; Chordata; Actinopteri; Moronidae. Gene Ontology annotation, cellular component: cytoplasm. Gene Ontology annotation, molecular function: protein binding. Bases 591 to 3905 code for a protein of 1104 amino acids. The record is from RefSeq and is a predicted model, not a curated record. The transcript has 22 exons. Gene Ontology annotation, biological process: negative regulation of cell migration; signal transduction.
UUCCCUGCAGCGCAAUUUGUCAGAGUACGAAUGGUGUUUGCCUGCCUCGCUCCUCGUACGCAUGUCUGUCCAUUUUCGGGGCUCAAGGAAGGACUCGGCUGCCUGAAAACCUUCGAGCGUCUCUCCGCUCUCCUUCAUCAUGUUGUUCUUAUAGUUCUGAUCUCGCUUUGUGUCUUUUGUUUUUUUUCCCUGCUGAAAGCCUUUGAGUUUUUGACUGGUGCCAGGCAGGAGGAGGACCCGGUUCCUCUGCCAGAGAGAAAGAGAGAGAGAGAGAGAGAGAGAGAGAGAGAGAGAGACACAGAGAGAGACAGAGAGAGAUAGAGGGAGAAAAACCUAGAAGAAAAAAAGAGAAAAUAAUGCAACAUUGGUGUCAUUUGUGCGCUUAUUUCCACGGUACACUGAUUUAAAGUGUCAACUGCAGGGACUACCACGCGUUGAAGCUUUUAUUAUCCUCCAUGCACGGCCGCUAGAAGGGAAAGAAAAGAAUAAACGGAGCGAAGCGCUGCUGCGUUACAAGUAGGGGAUCAUCACCCUUAAGACCCCGAGAGAGUCCUCGACUUGCAGGGUCUCACCCGAAAACCCGAGGAACGAUGUCAUCUACGAAAUUCAAGAAGGAUAAGGAGAUCAUAGCCGAUUAUGAGACCCAAGUGAAAGAGAUCCGUAACCAGCUGGUGGAGCAGUUCAAAUGCUUGGAGCAACAGUCUGAGUCUCGUAUUCAGCUGCUUCAGGACCUGCAGGAGUUCUUCCGCCGCAAAUCAGAGAUUCAGCUGGAAUACUCCCGCAGCUUAGAGAAACUGUCCGAGAGGUUCUCCUCUAAGAUCCGCAGCUCCAGGGAACACCAACAGUUCAAGAAGGACCAGCACCUGCUGUCCUCAGUAAACUGCUGGUACCUGGUGCUGAACCAGACGAGGCGAGAGAGCCGUGACCAUGCCACCCUCAGCGACAUCUACACCAACAAUGUCAUCCUUCGCUUGGCCCAGAUCAGCGAGGACGUCAUCCGCCUGUUCAAGAAGAGCAAGGACAUUGGGAUCCAGAUGCACGAGGAGCUGGUGAAGGUGACAAAUGAACUUUACACUGUGAUGAAAACAUACCACAUGUACCACACUGAGAGCAUCAGCGCAGAGAGCAAGCUGAAGGAUGCUGAAAAGCAGGAGGAGAAGCAGUUCAGUAAGUCCGGAGAUCUCAACGUUAACCUCCUACGCCACGAGGACCGCCAACCGAGACGUGGCUUUGUCAGGAAAAUUGAGAAGAUGAAAGAGAAAAGGCAAGCCAAGUACUCAGAGAAUAAGCUGAAAUGCACAAAAGCCCGGAAUGACUAUUUGUUGAACCUGGCAGCAACAAAUGCAGUUGUGGCAAAAUAUUACAUCCAUGACGUCUCUGAUAUGAUUGAUUGCUGUGACCUGGGCUACCAUGCUAGCUUGGCACGCACUUUCAGGACUUACUUAUCUGCUGAGUACAACUUGGAGACAUCUCGCCACGAGGGACUGGAUAUCAUAGAGAAUGCAGUGGACAACCUGGACUCCCGCAGUGACAAGCACAAGAUCAUGGAUAUGCAUAACCAGGUGUUCUGCCCUCCAAUGCGCUUUGAGUACCUGCCGCACAUGGGAGAUGAGGUAUGCCAGGUGAGCGCCCAGCAGCCUGUCCAGACUGAACUCUUGAUGCGCUACCACCAACUGCAGUCUCGCUUAGCUACACUAAAGAUUGAGAAUGAGGAGGUGAGAAAGACCUUGGAUGCCACGAUGCAAACGCUGCAGGACAUGCUGACGGUAGAGGACUUUGACGUGUCGGAUGCCUUCCAACACAGCCGCUCCACUGAAUCCAUUAAGUCUGUGGCCUCCGAGUCCUACAUGAGCAAGCUGAAUGUAGCUAAGAGGAGGGCGAACCAACAGGAGACUGAAAUGUUCUACUUUUCAAAAUUCAAGGAGUACCUGAACGGCAGUAACCUAAUCAUUAAGCUGCAGGCCAAGCAUGACUUACUGAAGCAGACACUGGGUGAAGGGGAAAGAGCCGAGUGUGGAACUACAAGGCCCCCCACCCUUCCCCCUAAACCACAGAAAAUGCGGAAGCCUAGGCCACGCUCCAUGUAUAACCAUAAGCUGUUUAACGGCAAUAUGGAGACCUUCAUCAAGGAUUCAGGUCAACCAAUCCCACUUGUUGUUGAAAGCUGUGUCAGAUACAUCAAUCUAUACGGCUUGCAGCAGCAGGGCAUAUUUCGCGUGCCAGGAUCACAGGUGGAAGUCAAUGAUAUUAAAAACUCAUUUGAGAGAGGUGAAGAUCCCUUGAUUGAUGACCAGAAUGAGCAUGAUAUCAACUCAGUGGCAGGGGUACUGAAGCUGUACUUCAGAGGACUCGAGAACCCUCUCUUUCCAAAGGAGCGAUUCCUGGACUUCAUCUCCACCAUCAAGCUGGAAUCUGGAGCUGAGAGAGCGCAUCACAUCCAGCAGAUUGUUGUGACUCUUCCUCGCACCAUCAUAAUCGUCAUGAGAUACCUGUUUGCUUUUCUCAACCAUCUCUCCCAGUACAGUGACGAGAACAUGAUGGAUUCAUACAAUUUGGCAAUCUGCUUUGGUCCAACCCUGAUGCCCAUCCCAGACGGCCAGGAUCCUGUAGCGUGCCAGGCACAUGUUAAUGAGGUCAUUAAGACCAUCAUUAUCCACAAUGAAGUCAUCUUUCCCAGUCAACGUGAGCUGGAUGGCCCAGUGUACGAAAAGUGCAUGACUGGGGGGGAGGAGUACUGUGACAGCCCCCACAGUGAACCAGGAACUAUUGAUGAGGCUGACAAUGGAACUGAACCGCACACCAGUGAUGAAGAGGUUGAACAGAUUGAGGCCAUCGCUAAGUUCGACUACGUGGGACGCACUCCCAGGGAGCUGUCCUUCAAGAAGGGAGCCUCUCUGCUUCUGUAUCACAGAGCGUCUGAAGACUGGUGGGAGGGCCGCCACAAUGGUGUGGACGGCCUCAUCCCACAUCAGUACAUAGUAGUACAAGACCUGGAUGAUGCUUUCUCAGAUAACCUCAGCCAGAAAGCAGAUAGUGAAGCAAGCAGUGGACCACUGCUGGAUGAUAAGAGUUCAUCCAAAAAUGAUGCCCCAUCACCAUGUGAACAAUCACCUGAUUACAACUUUGGAGGAGUCAUGGGGAGGGUAAGGUUACGGUCUGAUGGAGCUGCAAUCCCACGACGUCGGAGUGGCACAGACACUCACAGCCCAACCAGAGGGGCUGACACUCCGCCACGGGCUGCUGCGUGUCCCAGUAGCCCCCACAAGGUGUCCAUCAGCAAAGGUCGUAUAGAGAGCCCAGAAAAGAGGCGCCUUGGCACCUUUGGCAGUGCGGGAAGCAUCAACUACCCAGACAGGAAGGCCUAUCCUGAGGGUCACCCUCUGAGACCAGUGCCGGGAGCCACUCGUCACAGCAGCCUCGGGGACCACAAAUCACUGGAGACUGAAGCUCUGGCUGAGGAUAUAGAGAAGACUAUGACCACAGCACUCCAUGAGCUACGUGAGCUAGAGCGACAGAACACCGUUAAGCAGGCUCCAGACGUGGUCCUGGACACCCUGGAGCCCAUGAAGAACCCAGUCAGCUCCGAGCCCGGCAGUCCGCUGCAUACCAUUAUGAUCCGUGACCCGGAUGCAGCCAUGCGCCGCAGCAGCAGCUCCACCUCUGAGAUGAUGACCACCUUCAAACCAGCUCUGUCCGCCCGGCUGGCUGGAGCUCAGCUGCGCCCCCCGCCCAUGAGGCCAGUGCGCCCUCCUACCACCCAGCACCGCUCGAGCAGCUCCAGCUCCUCAGGGGUUGGCAGCCCUGCUGUGACUCCCACUGAGAAGAUGUUUCCAAGUAACAAUACAGCUGCUGGUUCUAAUAUGAAUACAUCCGGUGAUGCCGGGGAUAAGUCUGGUACCAUGUAGCAAAGGUGGAAUCUGCUAGUUGGGCUGGUUGUAAAGCUUUCUAAAUGAGGGGAAAGCUUAUGGAAAUGGGUGCUGAUGUGUGAAAAGCAGAUAUGGAUGUUUUCCUCUCUGUUUUCUGCCUGACUUAAUUCAUAUAUUCAGGAAGCUCCUGAAGCGAGCCUUCAGUAUGUUACCAUGGUGAUAAAGCGGUGGAAGAAGCUGUAGAGGUGUGAUAGUGAAAAGCUCAACUCUCUUUGAAACUUGAUUUAACUACAGAAAAUGUGUGUAAGAAUACAUGUAUUUCAGUUUUACCUCAGUUUCAACAAACAUCUGUGGCCAUGUACAGUGAAUGCAAGUGAAGCAAUAGGCCUACUUGUGUGAAAUUUGGUAUUAGUUUCCACCCAGCACACGUUUUGCAGGGGAUGUUUCAGUCACUCCUGCUGACGUGUAUGAAACACCUCAUCUGGACGGGUGUAAACAUCCACGCUCAAAUACCAUGUCUGUUUACCGUUUAGGUCACAGGCCUAUGGCUGUACAUACAAACUUACUUGAAGUCGCCAUGCUUUCUGUUUGUACUAUAAUACAGUGGAUGUUCAGCAAAGUAACAACUUAGUGACAUUAUAAAUGUCUGCAUGCAUGGUUUGGAGAAAAUAAGGAAACAUUUCAGACUUCAUUCAGAGAUUUGUAAUAAAGUGGGAUUUUCCCAUAUGGUCAUUGUGAAGAUAAAACAGUUAGAACCUUAAUUUCCAAAGUAACAAAGUAAUACAUUUGGAUCUUACAGUAUUAUAUUUCAAAUCUGCCAUGUGUAUGGCUAUUGGUACUCUAGAUGUUGUACCUUAAGAUAAAAGCAUCCUGGCAUGAAUAUGAUCUCUAAAGUCUUAGAUUUUACUAAUCGGAGCAUUACAAAGCAAGUCAUCCUCCUCCAUCAUGUAUGGUUGGACAGUGGGCAGACUUAACGUGGCUGUUUCCAUGUUCUUUUUCCUAUGUCCUGUAUCUGAAAUGCAGAAAACUAAUGCACCAACUAAUGUAGGAAUCCUGUGGUAAACUUGUAUAUAAUAUAUAACUAGUAAUUUUUUAAGUGUUAAUCUUGUACAGGCUAAUAUGAAAAAGGCAAAGGGUUUGCUGUGAAUGGCACUUCAGAUCAUAAUCCACCCUUUUUUUUUAUCAUAUUCAAUAAACUGCAGAAAUAUUCUUUGGCUGUGUAAAAUAGAGUUCAAAUCAUUUACUGUGUACUGUGUGCUUAGAGUGGUUUUGGUAAUUGUACUGUAGAGAACUGAUUGUUGAACAGACAACAAAGGCUGAAUAAAUGUGUUCUCUAUUAUGUUUUUGACACACCAUUUUCACACUCAGUUCACAAAAGUUGAACUGUCGCCUCUUCAAGUCUAAUUCGGGCCAUUUUUAUGAUUGCAUAAGAUACAUUGAAAAGUGCCCUCUGACAGUUCCUCUUUCCAACUUAAAAUGUGAUACUCAUACAGAGGAACCUGAGAAGCAGAUGUUGUCACAUACUGAUAUCACAGCUGUUUCCUUCCUUCCUGUCCUUUUCUUAUCCUUGUUGAUAGAUACAGUUAUGAUCUGACUGUAGAAUAUUCCUUUUUCUUUGGAAGAAAACUAAAUAGAGAAAAUUUCAGUGUUUAUAUCUACUGUACCUCUUGUCAUUCUGACUGCUCUAGUCCACAGAGCCGCAUCCCAAAGAGCUGGCUCUGUUCUGCAUGUUUUGCGCUGUAAUGCCUGACUCUUAUUCUGGGACAGUUAAACAAUGGCUGUAUGUGGUGCCUUGCCUUGGUAAAACGCACACAAAUUAAUUCAAUAUUGGAUGUUUUAUUUCCUUAACUAAUGGGCCUUAACAAUUAUGGCGAUUGGGAAUGAUGAAAUAAGCUGCUUGCUGCAGUUGCUAAACUAGAAGUGAAAGAGAUUAAUGCUUGAUUGAGCAAAAUAAACUUAAACAUUAGCAUGUGAACAAGUCACUGUCAGCUCUGCAGUCAGUCUGUACAUUCUGCAGUAUUACUGAGAUACAUGCUGUAAACUGAGCAUAAUUGCUUGUUGUCAAUGUGUUGUUUGUAACAGAUUUAAAAAUGUCCAGGGUGGGAGAACAGAGAGCUCCUAACAGCCAGAGAAAGGCAAUACAGCAUUUAACGUCAUAAAGUGCACUCACAUCCUCUGCUGGCCCCUGCUAGUAUUGCCUCUGUAUACCAUCAGCUUUUGUGGGCAUUAAGAGUCUGACCUGGAGCUAAUAUUACAAUCACUAAGCUCAUCCAUAUUGGUCUGUCCUGGUUACAGUUUUGCACCUGUUGAAAUCUAUGAAGAUAUUGUUUAUUGAAAUAAGAAGAAAGCACACACAUUUCAAAAGGUGAAAUUAUCAUCAUUAUAUUUAACUAGACUGUUUUUUUUUAAUUUAUAGACACUUGUGUAAGUGGACCAGGAAAUUUGAGUGCCUUUUGUGCACAACAUCAAUUUUUAUUGGACUUUUAUAUUUACUUUUUUAAAUGUAAUAUGUUGUCUAUUAGUUGUCACGUUUAUUAUAAACUGAUGUUGCUUUUUUAUCUUUUACUUUCUAUUGCUACUUAGUCUUCAAACCACCAUAAGGAAUGCAUUGUGUAAAGAUAUUCCUCUCAUGAAUCACAGAAGAAUCAUCAUGAAAUAUCUGUGUUUGGGUGAUUGUUGAAGAAUAGGAGUUAUAAAAACUACUGUAUACACGAUCUACUGGUGAAGUUCAGUAGAAUCAUCUCAGAAUAUUUCUUUCAUCUUUUUGUUUUUAUCUGUGUGAACUGUGCUGUGAGCCGUAACUUUCUCUCAUUUUGCUCCUUCCCUUUCAAGGCAAAAUCAUUACAGUAUUGUUGGAAACAGCGCGACUGAUAUGGACCCUCUCCUUGCAGAGGUUAUAAGGCACUUGGUGCACUCUCCUUUUCCCUACAUGUGCGGUUACAUGGACGUUUUCUUUGCUGGAAUGUGUGCUUAAAUUGGUAACACUGUUUUUGUCUGCUGAGAAGAUUUAAUAUUCAAAAAGGACAUCACAGUGAGAGCAGACUGAGCGCCUGGUCAUGUUGUAGGGGACCGGAGUGUGAGUUACUGUCACGCUGUUUACCUUCUCUUUAAUUGUUUGUCUAGUGAUGCUGUUUGUUGAUGAGUGUCUGGUUGGUUGAAACCCUGUGAUGUAAUGUAUACCAUACCACUGAAAACCCCUGCGUCCAAAUAAAACCAUUAUUGCUCUGUGA